CUCUCCGUGGCGGGCACCGCUCCAUCGUUCACCAUGUACCAUUCCAUUCAUAAAAGUUUCUGGACCCAAGUGAUCACAAAUCACCAUUAAAUCCAGUGUAAUUCAAAAUCACCCAAAACAUCCAUCAGCAUUCAAUCCACUCUCUCCAAUUCCGAUCUCAUGUGCCGAGUGAUUUUUCCUCAAAUCAUCAAACGAUACUUCACUGCUGACUACUUGCUGCUGGAGGAAAUCAUCUGGAUAAGUUAAUCAUCUGUAAUUACCCGAGGGAUCGACGGAAUUUAACGAUGGGAAAGACCAUUGAGUAGAUUUUUAACGAGCAAAUGAGAUCGCGGAAAUGGGAAAGAAGGGAAUGGGAAAGAAAGAUACCUAGUGAUUCCUCAAUAUCGAUGAGCAAUACAUAGUUUUGCGAUUGGAAAUAAGGAAGUAGUAGUAGACCCGUUCCAGGGCAACAGCUGUUUAUGUUCCUCGACCGAGAAACACGCCCACAGUUGAUCACUGACGACUUUCGAUGGAAGAAAGUUUUACGGCAGUUCUGGAAAUAAAUUAACGAAUGAAUUUCUAGUGAAUAUCAAUGGUAUCCAAGAGAAGAGGAAGAUAAAAGGGAGAUUCCUCGUCGUACCAUCUAGAAAUAUCGACUGGAUUUUGAGUAAUGAAAUAGUAAAAGACCACGAGAACUUCGAAUCAUGCCACUGAUUAGAAAAUUUUUCUCAACAUGCAAUACAGAUAGUGCAACUGAUUGGUGUUGAAAGAUGGGAGCAAUGGACCGGUGGAAUGAGUCGUGCAGUUUUUCAACGAUGAACGAAAAAGGGACAAUGAAACAUUUCAAGUGUGUUCACUGUGAUUGAGAGUACUACUUAUUUUCCCCCUUCUCCUCUUCAAGUGUAAUUUGGAUACUGUGAUAAACCGAAGGCAUCAUACGAAGGAGACGGAAAUUAUCGGCAAAAUCGAGGGGAUCAAUUAUUCUGUGGCCAUUUACAGAAAAGAAGGAACGAGCCGAAUACUGCCCCUAGCCAUGAACCUCGCGCUGCACGGAUUUCUACUGCAGGUUAUCUUGUCGAUUAUCGACUUUAAAUAUGGAUUGUGCAGCGCGGGGGAACCUGGAUACUUGGACUUUGACAAUCUCCCGGAGACGAAUUUCUCGUGCCAGGGCAAGGUCAUCGGUGGAUACUAUGCUGAUGUCGAGGCCGGCUGUCAGAUGUUCCAUGUGUGCACCAUCGGCCAGAAAGAUGUCAUUUCAGAUGAGAUAAUGGACAUUAAGUUUCUAUGUCUGAAUGGUACGGUCUUCGAUCAGGAAACGAGGGUUUGCGAACGAGUGGAUGAAGUCGACUGCAGCAAGAGCGAGAGAUUUUAUAAUCUCAAUCUUGAAUUGUACGGCAACAACGCGGUGACACUAAGUCUCCACGAAGAAGUGAACGAUGACGAGCCUCCAACUCUGAUCGACAAUCUCCACCAGACGACAUCAGCUAGACCAGUAACGACGACCAUGAGUACAACAACAACUCCAAUACCCGUCCUGUCCUCUACUACCUCGGCAAGUUAUCCUCAGCAUCAGCACUCGAGUGGUGGUUAUCCUCAGCACUUUCAAAGUCAACCGCCGUUUCCAUCCGUCCAAACUAGUCAGUCCAAGUCACGCUACGACGACAAGAAUGGUGGUUAUCAUCGUCAAUAUAUUUAUCACAACGGUGGUCAGGAUGACGAGCAGAACGACGGAACAACUCACGACAAUCAAGCGACUUCUUAUCAAUUAUUCAGUAAUCAGGGAGGAAGUUCGACGACACCGGCUCCCCAGAUCCAUCAGAUAUCCACAGUAUCUCCAUUAUUCCACGCUACCUCUCCAACAAUUCAAACUCUGCUCACUGGAAAUGCCAACAAUCCCUCCCUGAUAAAUCCCCUAUUCCACAAUCACGGAAUUAUCAGUACAACUGAACAAUUCACUGUGCACAGUAGUAAUACCAGGGAUACGGCUGACUAUCAAAGGAAUAAUGCUGAUAUUUCUAAGACGGGUGGUAUUGAACGUACAUUUUUGGAGCCAAUACAAUCGACUAAUCAAGGAAAAGUCUCAAAGUUGACGAUAUCACCAGUACCUCAAGACACUUCUGACAAAAAACCCAAGAUCAAGACAGAAACCCAGACGAACUCCCAACAGCACAGAGUCUCGGAGAGUUUCGUGUCCAUUCCUCCAUCUGACACUGGCCCACCAACAGUCAGAUCGUUCUAUCCCACCCCGAAAUCCAAAUCAGAAACCUCCACUACCCGAAUCACUCAGCACAUACAUUUGCCUCCUCCACCACCGAUUCCGCAAUUGAAGCCUCAUCAAGUGACAAUUCAUCUGUCCCCUCCGGAGAUACAGAGAUUAGUGCAGAAUCCCUCACCUCUUCUUCCAUCUCAGUCGAGAGUGAUAGUCACAGCUAAAGCGAGUGUCAGUGACGAAUCUGGAAGACCUCUCAAUACCACUCAAUUAGUCACACUUCCACUUCCAACUAUUCCAGCGAGUUACGAUGAUUACAAAGAAGGAGAUGAGUCAUUUGAUCCGUUCUACCGAGAUGUUCCUAAGAUCAGGAAUAGCAGAAAGUCUGGUGGUAGAUUCGGGAUAUUGGUGGAUCACCAGAGGAAGAAAAGACAAGUGGAUGGUGAUCUUGAGGAAAAGGGCGAAGCCCAGGGUGACGACAUUGCACUGGAUGAUGAGAAAUUAUAUGAAGACUACGACGAGGGCACAACAAUUGCUUCCGUGGAUUCAGCAGAGUCCUCAAAUGUAACUAAUGAGGAAAAUCGAAGUGAUAUGCAGGGGAAAUCUGAUGAAAGCUCAACGCUGGAGGAGGAAUAUGAUGAGGAUUAUUAUGAUUCUCAGAGGCCUACUGAGUUCAAUGUUAUUGGAAGGAUUAACGACACGGGAGUAGAGUCGCAGGAAUUUUCACCAGACGCUGAUUAUCGUUACAAAGAUUAUUCACUCGCCUCGCAAGGUGAUGAUGAUAAGAACUCAACGUCUGCUGACUACCAGGAUGAUUCAGAUUACUUAACAAUUACAGAAGAGCCAAAGACUGCUGUAACGAUGGAAGAUCCGACGACAACAGAGCAAGUGGAAAUAACAACGGUAUCGGAGGCAAAUGAGAGUAACAAAACGGCAGAGGAUACGGUCCUCAAAUUUACACAGGAAAUUCCGCAAACCGAGCAGGAGGACAUAGUGGAAGAUCCUAAGGUCGUGUUACUCGAUAUUCCUCAGGACACGUCUCAAGAUUACGUUGAUGAUAAUUACGAGCCGGAAAGUUACAAAGAAAUGGUGGAAUCUGAGACGAUAAAUCCAAUCGAUAAGGAAAAUACAACGGAAAGUGUUGUUGAAGCGUUGAUUGAAAAUGUGACAGAAACAUUGAUCAUCAGCACUGAAAUUCCUGAAACAACUGUCAGUGAAAACAUCGGUACGACUUUACCGACGACUUUGUCGACACCGAUUGAUGUAAUUACGACGAGUUCUUCUAUUACGACUUCGGCUACUACUAUGUCUUCUACUACGACCUCUUCUACUACGCCUUCCUCUACUACAACUGCCGCCACUACAACUUCCUCUACUACAAUUUCCUCUACUGCAAUACCUACCACAACUCCUAUCACAACUUCCUCUUCAACAACUGCUGCACCGAUCACACGCAGGCGUUACACAACCAUUUCCACAACGACAUACCGCCCAACACCUCCGAAACUGAAAAAUUUCUCAACACGAAAGACCUAUGUCUACAGUCCACCAACAACCACUCCAAUUCCAGUGAUAAUAAAAAUGAGACUUCCGCUAUUGAAUCCGAAACCCGCUAAACCCCCACGAUCUUACAAUGAAUUGGCACCCAAACCAGUGAUAAGAAAACGUCCAUUACUGGCACGACGAGUAUCAACUACUCAAGUGGUUCAGCAAGAUAUUGGAGAACCUGAGGAAAUAACGACGACGACAACGUCGACGACCUCGACGACGAUAUCCGAUUUGAAUCUAAAAGGCACCACAGAAAAGACGUCUGAUGGUCUAUCUGAGAAAUUAUUAGAGAGGAUUUCCGAAGCCGUGGGACAGGAAAUUAUCGAGCAAAUCAAUGAUCUGACGACUACAACUUCGCAUUCAAAGGAUUUUGUUGACAGGGCUGAGGAGAGUGUGACAAAUUCUGGCCCAGUGGAAACAGUUCUAGAACCGUUCUAUCAAGAAAGAGAAGAAAGUAGAAAUGAUGUGACGACUGAAAGUACGAGUGAAUCCACUGAUAGUAACACAACUCCAAUUAUUAACUUGACAACGAGUCUGGCAACAGUGACGUCUUCACAAAUCGCCUCAGUAUUACCCGUUGAUCGCAAACCAAUGGUAACAUACAAACGUGUAAAUGGCUUCAAUUGCCUUGAGAAGGAGAUGUACAGAUUUUACGCGGAUAAAAGAGACUGCCGAUUAUUUCACUAUUGCUCACCAGGAUUUACAGACAGACAGGUUCUCGAUUUUCGAUUUGUGUGCGAGGAAGGCACAAUUUUUGAUGAGGACACACAGAGUUGCCUUCACGACGUGAAAAAUGCCAAGUGCCGAGAGAAAACCUGAUAAACUGGGAAUCAGUAGAUUUUUACUAUUUUUAUUGUAAUGAUUAGUUGAUUUGCCUCUCAUUUUUCUACCAAAUGAACGCUAUUAUUUAGAAUGAAUUUUUUGCUAACUCUCGUUCUCCGAAAGUGCUUCCUUGAUUUUGGUAAUUCGUGAAUCCUGAGAAACUUAGAAAUUUAUCAAGUAAUUAUCUGAGUUUAUAUUUAUGUUUCUAUAUUUUUCUUCAUUAAUCUAUCAAUUACUUUUAUUUUGCCAUAACAAUUUGUAUGUCAGUGUGUGUAUGACAAUGAAUGAUUCAAAUGUUUCUAUUGCGUAUUGGAUUCACACUUAUUAAAAUUAAUGCAUUUCGGAGAACAACUCAUGAGAAAUUCACUUUGUCUAGUUGUACGAUCAUUUGACAUCUGUUACUUCCCUCUUUUUCAUGUUUCAACGAUUGAUCGAGUGUCUUAUAUAUUUACGAAAGGUGAUUGAAUACUUAUUGCUCAAAAUUGUAUUGAGAUUUCUUAAGAGUGAUACAUCUACACGGUGAUUUCGCAGGGAAACCAUUCAACUGUUCGAAAUAAUUGAUCUAAUCAAUUGAAAAUUAAAAUCACAGUUGAAACUCUCUGCAACAGCUGACGAACGUCAGAUAUAUUCAUCGUAGCUACUACUGUACCCUUAGUUCAUCAAUUUUUCACGGUUUUUUUUGGCGGCACGAAUUUUUUAUCUCCAGACAAUCCUAACAAAUUGAUUUUUUUAAAUGAAUAAACGCGUGUCGGAUAUUUUUCAUGAAAUCUUUACACUCUGUCGUUUUAGCCGAUGAAAUUACACAACCGUUUAAUUAAAGAUUUGUACAAAGGUUUACUGUUUAAUUGGAACCGUGUUCUUUAUUGUUUAGAUUGAAUAAAUUUGAAUAUUU
Molecule: messenger RNA, 5450 nt
Organism: Fopius arisanus
Lineage: Eukaryota; Metazoa; Arthropoda; Insecta; Hymenoptera; Braconidae
Product: mucin-22
Exons: 6
Coding region: 1013-4555 (1180 amino acids)
Cellular component (GO): extracellular region
Molecular function (GO): chitin binding
Source: RefSeq, a predicted model, not a curated record